This is a messenger RNA of Poecilia latipinna (sailfin molly), 1253 nucleotides long. RefSeq names its product syntaxin-binding protein 1-like. The transcript is spliced from 12 exons. Bases 37 to 1239 code for a protein of 400 amino acids. NCBI's taxonomy places the organism in Eukaryota, Metazoa, Chordata, Actinopteri, Cyprinodontiformes, Poeciliidae. The record is from RefSeq and is a predicted model, not a curated record. Gene Ontology annotation, biological process: vesicle-mediated transport.
AUCAGGGAGUACAAAGACUGUGCAGUUCUUGCCCAGAUGCUUCAGGAGAAACUAGAUGGAUACAAGGCUGAUGACCCCACUAUGGGAGAGGGACCAGACAAGUGUCGUACUCAGCUGCUGAUUCUGGAUCGUGGCUUUGACCCUGUCUCCCCUCUCUUGCAUGAGCUCACACUGCAGGCCAUGGCCUACGACUUGCUGGGCAUUGAAAAUGACGUCUACAGUUAUGAGACCAGUGGAAUGGGAGAAACCCGAAUGAAGGAGGUGGUUCUGGACGAGGAUGAUGACCUGUGGCUGACUCUGAGACACAAACACAUAGCUGAGGUGUCAACGGCUGUGACUCGCUCUCUGAAAGAAUUCUCUGCCAGCAAGAAGAUGAACACAGGAGAAAAGACCACCAUGAAGGAGCUGUCUCAGAUGCUAAAGAAGAUGCCUCAGUAUCAGAAAGAGCUCAGCAAGUAUUCAACCCAUCUUCACCUUGCAGAGGACUGCAUGAACCGCUACCAGGGUACAGUGGACAAACUCUGUCGUGUAGAGCAGGAUUUGGCAAUGGGCACAGAUGCAGAGGGUGAGAAGAUCAAGGAUCCCAUGAGGCUCAUUGUUCCUAUCCUCCUGGAUGCCAACGUCAACGUGUCCGACAAGAUACGCAUCAUCCUGCUCUACAUCUUCAUGAAGAAUGGUGUGACUGAGGAGAACCUGUGUAAGCUCCUGCAGCAUGCUAACAUCCCACCUGAGGACAGUGACAUUAUUUCCAACAUGGCCCAUCUGGGCGUUCCCAUUGUCUCUGAGGGAACUACGAAAAAGCCCAAGAAACCUGACCGUAAGGAACGGGUCAGUGAGCAGACAUACCAGCUCUCCAGAUGGACACCACUCAUCAAAGAUCUUAUUGAGGAUGCAAUCGAGGACAAACUUGACCCAAAACAGUACCCAUACAUCUCUCAGCGACAAGUCUCUGCCAAGGCCAGUGCUCCGUCAAGUGCUCGCUAUGGUAACUGGCACAAGAAUAGAGGCCCCACAGAGAUGAAGACCGGUCCCAGGAUCAUAGUCUUCAUAAUUGGAGGCAUGGCAUACAGUGAAAUGCGCUGUGUGUAUGAGGUCACACAGGCCAAUGGCAAAUGGGAGGCUCUGAUUGGUUCCACCCACAUCCUCACACCCCCUAGAUACCUUAAGGAUCUGCAACACCCAGACUUCCUGGAUCCCAACGCCCUACCAGAGGGCGUAGAGGAAUCACCGGCACAAUAAAAACACAUUCUCAA